GGAUCACUUCAACCGACCAGGCAAGAUAAUCACAUAUAAACGUCCUGAUCCCUUCAAAAAGAUCCCCAACCCCUCCUGGGUCACCAACCGCCAGCCAUUCAGCUUGCCCUACCACUUCAGCGCGCUGAAGAAAGAUGCUGAUAAGGAGAAGGCGUGUCUGACCGAGUGCAGGAGAGAGAGAGACGAAGUGGAGGCCUACUGCACGAGUGAAUUCGCAGUGAACGGAAUUGUUUAUAACGUGGAAGGACUGGGGAAUGGAGUCCACUUGAUUACGCUUUUGGUAAACAGCGAUGGAUUAUACAAGAUGAGUCGCUUGUAUAUUAUUCCUGAUGGCUUCUUCUUUCGAGUUCACAUUCUAGUUGUGGAUACUUUAAACUGCAGUAAACCGUGUCCAGACUUUAAACUUGGCAGCAGAUACAUUGUGAUGGGUCGGAUCUACCACAAGAGACGACAGAUCCCUGCAGACCUGCUGCAGUUCCUGCGAGGGCGGCUGAGGCCGGGGGAUGGAUUGCUCAGGAGCAGCAGCAGCUACGUCAAGAGAUUCAACAGGAAGAGGAACCGCAAAGUGCAAGCGGCUCACACCAAAUGCAGAUAAGGCUCCAGUAACCUCGCUCUGGGACACAGGCAGCAGCAGA
Molecule: messenger RNA, 635 nt
Organism: Antrostomus carolinensis (chuck-will's-widow)
Lineage: Eukaryota; Metazoa; Chordata; Aves; Caprimulgiformes; Caprimulgidae
Gene: CUNH17orf58
Product: chromosome unknown C17orf58 homolog
Exons: 4
Coding region: 305-595 (96 amino acids)
Source: RefSeq, a predicted model, not a curated record